Molecule: messenger RNA, 4718 nt
Organism: Hypanus sabinus (Atlantic stingray)
Lineage: Eukaryota; Metazoa; Chordata; Chondrichthyes; Myliobatiformes; Dasyatidae
Gene: ldlrad3
Product: low density lipoprotein receptor class A domain containing 3
Exons: 7
Coding region: 402-1601 (399 amino acids)
Biological process (GO): receptor-mediated endocytosis
Cellular component (GO): plasma membrane
Molecular function (GO): protein binding
Source: RefSeq, a predicted model, not a curated record
UAGGAGCAGUUUAAAGGGAUAAGCGCCAAACAGGGGAAAGUGGGACCAGCACGAUGACUGGCACGGACCAGUUGGGCCGAGUGGCCUUGCUCUUAAUCUAUGACUCCGUGUAUUAUUUUCUAUGAAUCUGUUUUAGCAGCACGAGUUAUGUGGAACCCUUAUCGGUGGAGAAUGCGCCAAGGUGCUGCUGACAGAACUGGUCUUGGCUGAGCUCGGGAAGGAGACUACAUGAAUGCAAGCGGUUGUUGUUGGCGUUUCUCCCCUCUGCCUUCUCUCGGAAUCCUCGCCCUCGCCCCAGAGCACUUCCUCUCCCGCCUGCCCAGCAGUCGCAGCCUCGGCCGCGCUGCCGGCUCGUUCCCGGGGAUCGGACCACGGGAGCCGGCGCCCGAGGAUCGCGGACCAUGUGGCCGUUCUACCUGCUGCUGGCCUCCGUGGAAGGCCAGCUAAUUCCUGGGAGCAACUUCACCAAUGAGUGCAACAUUCCGGGGAACUUCAUGUGCAGUGAUGGCAGCUGUAUACCCGGGGCCUGGGAGUGUGACGGCCAGCCAGACUGCUUUGACAAGAGCGAUGAAAAGGAGUGUCCAAGAGUCAAAUCUAAAUGUGCUCUGACCUUUUACCCCUGCGCCAGCGGUGUGCAUUGUAUCAUUGGGCGUUUCCGGUGUAACGGAUUCGAGGAUUGUCCGGACGGCAGUGAUGAGGAAAACUGCACAAAUCCCCUGUUAUGUUCGACGGUCCGUUUCCACUGUAAGAAUGGAAGGUGUGUUGACAAGAGCUUUCUUUGUGAUGGAGUGAACAACUGCCAGGACAAUAGUGAUGAAGAUGACUGUGAGAGCUCACCAGACGACAGCCUGGCCGGGGGCCACGACUACGUGACGUCCGACGUGCGGAUAUUCCCGUACUACCCCAGUGUGGUCUUCGCCAUCAUCGGCAGCUCCGUGGUGUUUGUCCUGCUGAUGGCACUGUUGGCCAUGGUUCUGCAUCAUCACCGCAAGCGCACCAACCUGGUGGGCCACGUGACGCCCCCCCUGCACCGCCUGCAGCACCCGCUGCUCCUGUCCCGGCUGGUCAUCCUCGACCGCACCCAUCACUGCAAUGUCACCUACAACGCCAGCAGCGGUAUCCAGGUCACCGCCAGCUCCAUGUACCACCAGCCCCUGGCCGCAGAAGAGGUGCCGCCCUCCUACUCUGAGGCCGUGCUAGAACGGAGCACUCUGCCAAUCCAUGUCUUCAAAAUAAUCCUUCAAAAAGUAUUGGGUACGGACCAGUCCAUCACGGAUAAAGCCCACCCCACCCCUGAGCACAUCUACAUGAAACGCUGUCGCAGGAAAGCAGUAUCCAUCGUCAGGGGCCUCCACCAUGCUGGCAGCAGCAGAGAGAAGACAUGCUCUCUUCCACUGUUGCCAUCAGGAAGAAGGCCACCGUGGUUUGACCUCCCACCACCUCCAUACCUCUCAGACACUGAGAUCCUCAGCCAUCCUGAACUGCCCCCUUACCGUUCCAGGGCAGGGAGCACCUUGAGUUCUCAUCAUUCGAGCAGCUUACAGGAGAGCUCGGAAAUCAGAGACUGCCUGCUCGGUACCAGAUCACGAGAAGAACCGUGAUCCAAGAGCAUGCUGUAGAACAGCAGUUGUGGUCUUGCACUAGCUGACACUUAACGACACACGUUGAAGGAAUCAACUCAAGAAGCAAAGAAAAAAAAGAGACUUUUAAUCGUUCUGACUUGUUUCAUCUCUUCGUUGUGAAGGAAUGACUGAGACCUGGAUGAAUGGUAAAAUCCAGCUGCCUCCAGAUGCUUGGCCCUGGGGAGCUACUUAUUGGGCUGACCAUGUAAAUGAUCUUGGGCGUGGGCAGCCUUUUGGGGGCCAGUGCUGAAUACAUUGUGAAGUAGCAGCAAAGCCUGGAUAGGAAACCUAAUCAAUAAAUGCAAAAAUAGUAAGUUUUGAGAUGCAUGUUUGCCAAGGGUCGCUGCUGUAGAUCCUGAGGCACAUACAUCUGCAGUAACCAAGUGGCAGGCACCAGCACGUGUGCAAAUCACUGGAGAGCGUCAGGCAAUGUAGUGGGGCAGAAAGGAAACGAGCAGAGCUGUGCCGAUGUUACAUCUAUGGAUGCUCGGUCCAUUGCAUCUCAAAAGCUAAAAAAACAAUGUCGGUAUCUUCCGCUCUUGGUAUUCAACUGACUGCAUGCCAGUGGUCGUCCGCUGUCUUGUUGAACUGUGACCCUCUUUCCUCUCUCUGACCCUGAGCUGGGGUGUGGCUGACCACAUCCAGUGAGUCCUCAAGGUGAUUUGUGCAGGGGAUGCCUGGUGUCCAUAUUGACGUGGGCGAGGAUGGCAGUGUAACGUAUUUGUCCUUGUAGCAGGGUACUAACCCAACAGCUUCGCCGCACCAUUGCAAAUACACAAGCCUCCAGGCCAAAUGAAGGCCUCUAGCUGGACAUGCAAGUCCCCUUGGGAAGUCAGUCAGUCAAGGGUUGAAGCUCCAUCCCUGGCCAAACCCUCUGCAAUGUUUCUGAAUCUCAGAUACCGGGCUGACGAUCAUCCAGCAGUUCCACAGCCAGGUGAUACACAUCCAACAAAGGAUUGCACUCUAAUCCAUCUUUACUUUGUAUGAGCACAGGUAACUGGACAGAUGGUCGGGAGCUUUUAGUUUAUGUUCUGAGAUAUACUUCCUCUUUCUUAAAAACUUUUUUUUAAGGAAAAAAACACAACUACCCAAAAUGCCUUGCAAUGCAAUGUGCUGGGCUUAGUAUUUUAAACACCUAUGGUCCUUGGGAAUGGUUGUCCUUUCAGUUUAAACAGAACGCUAAGCCCAUAUAUAAUAACCUGCCCUUUACACUGCUGGCAGUUAGGACAGCAAUGAAGGUCCUCCAUCUCUGUCCGUCCUUGGUCUUGAUCGGGCAAGCCUCCUCAUGCCAGUAGCUUUCUCUCGGUCUCGACUAUCGUCAGUCAUGCGAGUCCCGGGUGGAGACUCGGGAAUACCAUCAGAUGUAGAAGGAUUCUUCACUGCUGAUUCCGUAAUGAUUUUGCUUUACCAGUCAGGGUUGUUAUCCCUAAGCUGAACCUGGAGGACUGACAGACCACUCUUCGUCUGGCCUCUACCCUUUGACCUGUUUGGCAUGGGUGACCCUACCAAAAGCCAAAGCACAAAGCCCUGAUUCCAGCCAACGUAGCUCUCUGGGUCAUUGAGCCACACGAGCCUCCAUACCACAACAACGUCAUGCUUCUACUGGAUGAUAGGCCCAUCUAAUGAGGGUUUAUUUCCAAAGACGACUGAUCUCUGCCCAAUCACCCCUAUGUAACAUUGGCACAUCCAUAACACGGGACAGGAAGCAACAACUAAAUACAUUUUCAAAAUCCAUGGCACCAAACUGACUCCAAUUGUUUAGAAUUUUAUAAUGCCCAACCUAUAGAUAACAGCCCCUUCAUAGCAUACUAUCUAAAACCAAACUGUACUAAAUCCCUCCUAGUUAUGGAAAACUAUAGCACACUGGUAACAUUGCAAGCAUUUGCACUUCACCAACCUACAGUACAAAUCCAGUAAAUCCCCUCGCCAUUGUAUGUAUGCCAUCCUCUUAUUGCACUAAACAACGUCCCAGCACACCAUCGCAAUCCCUCUCCGAUCAUUGGAGACCAGCUGUAGUAGAAGGUGUUUCUUUAUGGUGAGAGGCUCCAUUGUUUUGAAUUUCACUGCAAUAAAUCCAAUUAAUGAAUGGAAAUGUUUACCAAGCCCCUUUGAUCUAAAGAGUUUCCCUGACCAAGCCCAGAUUAAUGCUAUACUUCCUCACUGUGCUAAACAUCUCCCACUGUAUGCAAUGAAUCUUGCUCUAUACCAAAUCCCCUUCAGUUGGUACAGUCCCUCUAUACUAACCCUCCUCUCACUUUUAUUGUCUUUCAUUAUGUAAAUUCUUGAUCAAAUUUUCAUUCUGCUCUGUCUUCAGGAUUAUUACCUGAUGGUGCUCAUUCUCUCUCUCUGUUGAUUGAAUUUUCAUUUCUCCAUUAGCUUUACUGGCAGCUCUUAAAGUUAUUUGUUCCUGUUCCUUUUUAUGUAUCUUUGAGGGACAGUUAUUCAGAAAGAAAGAAAUAAAUCAAGAGGAAAAAAACACUUAAACAGCCUGCGUAGGGAAAUUGAGCCCCAAGUCAUUACGUGAAUAGCCAUGCCUAGAUAUGCUGGUUACAAUUUAUGUUUGGAAACAAGAGUCCCUUGUAAACGUCAGCUGUUCCUGGCUCCAAUUAUUCAGGCUGCUAACAAUCCAAGCUGCCACAACACUACUGAAUUAUUUCUUGCUCUUUGUGCUCCAGUUCCAUGUGCUUUGUGACUUGCAACACUGUGGUGGAUGUGCUUGCUUGGAUAAUUGAAGUACGAAAAUAACAAGUCAUAUAUUCAGCAACUCAGAACCUGAAUCCAACUCAGCCUCUGUCUUCAGCAUUGCCCGAGAAAGGAACAGCUUGCGAAAGAUCAGAAAGACUUUUAAUGUUUUAACUGGAGUUUGAUAAUGUGCAGCAGGAUAGAAUUCUCACUUCAGAGAUGGUGUCUACUGUGUAUCUAUUUAAAGAUGAAGAGCCCUUGUCUUAGGAGCUGUGUGCUCAUAGAGUUUAUAAAGUUAUUCACUGUAAUAGCUUUGACAUGACUAUUUAAUGAGAAAUUUAUUCCAUGAAUGAUAUUCAGGCUUAUGUAUAAUUUUACUUUUUUGCAAUAUUAAAUAUUUGAAAUUGAAAGUGA